Molecule: messenger RNA, 1204 nt
Organism: Brassica oleracea var. oleracea
Lineage: Eukaryota; Viridiplantae; Streptophyta; Magnoliopsida; Brassicales; Brassicaceae
Product: purple acid phosphatase 3
Exons: 7
Coding region: 66-1070 (334 amino acids)
Molecular function (GO): ferric iron binding; acid phosphatase activity; ferrous iron binding
Source: RefSeq, a predicted model, not a curated record
AACACAACAGAACCCACCACAUAUUAUCUUCUUUCCUCUUUAGCUUCUUCUUUUCCAGUCUCCCAAUGGCUUCUUCGAAAUACAAACCUAUAAACUUCAUAUUUCAUGUUUUUUAUUUGAUUUUUAUUUUCUCCGCCCAUAGUUCCACGGCGGAGCUCAAGAGGCUACUGCAACCAGCUAAACCAGAUGGUAGAGUAAGCUUUCUCGUCAUCGGAGACUGGGGAAGGGGAGGCUCCUAUAAUCAGUCUAACGUAGCUCUUCAGAUGGGAGAAGUUGGAGAAAAGUUAAAUAUAGAUUUUGUAAUAUCUACCGGAGAUAAUUUUUACGACAAUGGGUUACUUGGCUUGGAUGAUCCUGCAUUUCAAGAUUCUUUUACCAACAUUUAUAACGCGUCGAGCUUGCAAAAGCCUUGGUAUACUGUUUUAGGAAACCAUGACUAUAGAGGUGACGUCGAGGCACAACUUAGCCCUAUGCUAAGAGCUAUGGACAACAGAUGGGUCUGCAUGAGAUCUUUCGUCGUUAAUGCUGAGAUCGUCGAGUUUUUGUUCAUCGACACAACUCCAUUUGUCGAUAAAUACUUUGUCCAACCAAAUAAGCAUGUCUAUGACUGGAGAGGAGUGUUACCCAGACAAACAUAUCUGAACAAUCUCUUACAGGAAGUGGACGUGGCCUUGAAAGAGUCAACAGCAAAGUGGAAAAUAGUGGUUGGUCACCACACGAUCAAAAGCGCAGGCCACCACAGGAACACCAUUGAAUUGGAAAAGCAGCUUUUACCUAUUCUUCACGCGAAUGACGUGGAUCUCUACGUAAACGGACAUGAUCAUUGCUUAGAACACAUAAGCAGCGUGGAGAGUAAAAUACAGUUCAUGACGAGUGGAGGUGGAUCAAAGGCUUGGAAAGGUGACGUAAACCACUUGGAUCCACAAGAGCUGAAGUUUUACUACGACGGACAAGGAUUCAUGUCGGUUGACAUUUCGGAGGCCGAACUGCGUGCCGUGUUUUAUGAUGUUUCUGGAAACGUUUUGCAUCAGUGGAAGACUUACAAGGAGUCGCUUUAUCUCACUUCCUAAUCAUAUAAUUGAAUCGUGACCACAUUGUCCAGAAAUUAUGAUGCACUACAAUUAUUUCAUAUUUGGUUGAAUUUUCAAAUCAUGUUUUAUAAUCAACCCGAUAUAAAAGUCAAUAAGAUUAUCUAUUCCACUAA